This is a messenger RNA of Canis lupus familiaris (dog), 7831 nucleotides long. It is a transcript of the gene PLIN4, whose product is annotated as perilipin 4. The coding region runs from base 162 to 5918 and encodes 1918 amino acids. The transcript has 10 exons. Gene Ontology annotation, cellular component: plasma membrane. Lineage: Eukaryota; Metazoa; Chordata; Mammalia; Carnivora; Canidae. The record is from RefSeq and is a predicted model, not a curated record.
GGGCCCUCCCCCAGCCCGCUGGCCGCCUGCCUCUGCUGCCGGGCCCGCGCCUGCCCCAGACCCUAUAAGGCCUGGUAGCCGAGAGCUGAGCCGGCUGCCAGCUGUGCGCCUGUGGCUCCGAGGGACCCUCACACGCCCCAGCUGCUUACAGUAUCAUUACCAUGUCAGCUCAGGAUGAAGGAGGCCGGGAUCCUCCCAAACCCAAGGGCAAGAUCCUGGGGAGCUUCCUGGGGUCCUUGCCUGGCUUCAGUUCUGCCCGGAACCUGAUGGCCAGCGCCCACGGUUCGGCGAAAGAGGCCCGGCCCGCCGCCGAUCCGGCAGGUGCUUCUGCCCAGCCCGGGAAUGACGCAGCCACCGCCUUGGAGCAGACGGCCAGCGGGGAGAAGCUGCUGCCACCUUCGGACAAGAUGAUCUCUGGGGCAAAGGACCUUGUGUGCUCCAAGAUGACCAAGACCAAGGGUGCCAUCUCCUCCGGGAUGGCCAACAUGGUAGACACAGCUAAAGGUGUGGUGCAGGGAGGCCUAGGCAUGACCCGGUCUGCACUCACGGGCACCAAGGAGACUGUAGCCGGUGGAGUCACCAGUGCAGUGAAUGUGGCCAAGGACACUGUCCAGACUGGUCUGGACACCACCAAGACAGUCCUGACAGGCACCAAAGACACCGUGUGCACUGGGAUGACUGGUGCCAUGAACGUGGCCAAAGGAGCUGUCCAGACUGGAAUGGACACAUCAAAGGCUGUCCUGACAGGCACUAAAGACACUGUGUGUACUGGGAUGACCGGUGCCAUGAACGUGGCCAAAGGAGCUGUCCAAGGAGGUCUGGACACUUCAAAGGCCGUCCUGACUGGCACUAAAGAUGCUGUGUCCACUGGGGUGACAGGGGCCAUGAACAUGGCCAAGGGCACUGUCCAGACUGGUCUGGACACCACCAAGACUGUCCUGACAGGCACCAAAGACACCGUGUGUACCGGGAUGACUGGUGCCAUGAACGUGGCCAAAGGAGCUGUCCAGGGAGGUCUGGACACUUCAAAGAGUAUCCUAACUGGCACCAAAGAUGCCGUGUCCACUGGCAUGACAGGGGCAAUGAACAUGGCCAAGGGCACUGUCCAGACUGGUCUGGACACCACCAAGACUGUCCUGACUGGCACCAAAGACACCGUGUGUACCGGGAUGACCGGUGCCAUGAACGUGGCCAAAGGAGCUGUCCAGACUGGCUUGGACACGUCAAAAGCCGUCCUGACUGGCACCAAAGAUGCCGUGUCCACUGGGGUGACAGGGGCCAUGAACAUGGCCAAGGGCACGGUCCAGACUGGUCUGGACACCACCAAGACUGUCCUGACAGGCACCAAAGACACCGUGGGUACUGGCAUGACCGGUGCCAUGAACGUGGCCAAAGGAGCUGUCCAGACUGGCUUGGACACGUCAAAAGCCGUCCUGACUGGCACCAAAGAUGCCGUAUCCACUGGGGUGACAGGGGCCAUGGACAUGGCCAAGGGCACUGUUCAGACUGGUCUGGACACCACCAAGACUGUCCUGACAGGCACCAAAGACACCGUGUGUACCGGGAUGAUCGGUGCCAUGAACGUGGCCAAAGGAGCUGUCCAGACUGGCAUGGACACAUCAAAGGCCGUCCUGACUGGCACCAAAGAUGCCGUAUCCACUGGGGUGACAGGGGCCAUGGACAUGGCCAAGGGCACUGUUCAGACUGGUCUGGACACCACCAAGACUGUCCUGACAGGCACCAAAGACACCGUGUGUACCGGGAUGACUGGUGCCAUGAACAUGGCCAAAGGAGCUGUCCAGACUGGCAUGGACACAUCAAAGGCUGUCCUGUCAGGCACCAAAGACACCUUAUCUACUGGGCUCACCGGGGCACUGGGUGCAGCCAAGGGCACGGUCCAGACUGGUCUGGACACCACCAAGACUGUCCUGACAGGCACCAAAGACACCGUGUGUACUGGGAUGACCGGUGCCAUGAACGUGGCCAAAGGAGCUGUCCAGACUGGCAUGGACACAUCAAAGGCUGUCCUGUCAGGCACCAAAGAUGCCGUAUCCACUGGGGUGACAGGGGCCAUGAACAUGGCCAAGGGCGCUGUCCAGACUGGUCUAGACACCACCAAGACAGUCCUGACAGGCACCAAAGACACCGUGUGUACUGGGAUGACCGGUGCCAUGAACGUGGCCAAAGGAGCUGUCCAGGGAGGUCUGGACACAUCAAAGGCCGUCCUGACUGGCACUAAAGAUGCCGUGUCCACUGGGGUGACAGGAGCCAUGAACAUGGCCAAGGGCACUGUUCAGACUGGUCUGGACACCACCAAGACAGUCCUGACAGGCACCAAAGACACCGUGUGUACUGGGAUGACCGGUGCCAUGAACGUGGCCAAAGGAGCUGUCCAGACUGGCAUGGACACAUCAAAGGCCGUCCUGACUGGCACCAAAGACACCUUAUCUACUGGGCUCACCGGGGCACUGGGUGUGGCCAAGGGCACUGUUCAGACUGGUCUGGACACCACCAAGACUGUCCUGACAGGCACCAAAGACACCGUGUGUACUGGGAUGACCGGUGCCAUGAACGUGGCCAAAGGAGCUGUCCAGACUGGCAUGGACACAUCAAAGGCCGUCCUGACUGGCACCAAAGAUGCCGUGUCCACUGGGAUGACCGGAGCCAUGAACAUGGCCAAGGGCACUGUUCAGACUGGUCUGGACACCACCAAGACUGUCCUGACAGGCACCAAAGACACCGUGUGUACUGGGAUGACCGGUGCCAUGAACGUGGCCAAAGGAGCUGUCCAGACUGGCAUGGACACAUCAAAGGCUGUCCUGUCAGGCACCAAAGAUGCCGUAUCCACUGGGGUGACAGGGGCCAUGAACAUGGCCAAGGGCGCUGUCCAGACUGGUCUAGACACCACCAAGACAGUCCUGACAGGCACCAAAGACACCGUGUGUACUGGGAUGACCGGUGCCAUGAACGUGGCCAAAGGAGCUGUCCAGGGAGGUCUGGACACAUCAAAGGCCGUCCUGACUGGCACUAAAGAUGCCGUGUCCACUGGGGUGACAGGAGCCAUGAACAUGGCCAAGGGCACUGUUCAGACUGGUCUGGACACCACCAAGACAGUCCUGACAGGCACCAAAGACACCGUGUGUACUGGGAUGACCGGUGCCAUGAACGUGGCCAAAGGAGCUGUCCAGACUGGCAUGGACACAUCAAAGACUGUCCUGACAGGCACCAAAGACACCGUGUGUACUGGGAUGACCGGUGCCAUGAACGUGGCCAAAGGAGCUGUCCAGACUGGCAUGGACACAUCAAAGGCCGUCCUGACUGGCACCAAAGAUGCCGUGUCCACUGGGAUGACCGGUGCCAUGAAUGUGGCCAAAGGAGCUGUCCAGGGAGGUCUGGACACAUCAAAGGCCGUCCUGACUGGCACUAAAGAUGCCGUGUCCACUGGGGUGACAGGAGCCAUGAACAUGGCCAAGGGCACUGUUCAGACUGGUCUGGACACCACCAAGACUGUCCUGACAGGCACCAAAGACACCGUGUGUACUGGGAUGACUGGUGCCAUGAAUGUGGCCAAAGGAGCUGUCCAGACUGGCAUGGACACAUCAAAGGCCGUCCUGACUGGCACCAAAGACACCUUAUCUACUGGGCUCACCGGGGCACUGGGUGUGGCCAAGGGCACUGUUCAGACUGGUCUGGACACCACCAAGACUGUCCUGACAGGCACCAAAGACACCGUGUGUACUGGGAUGACCGGUGCCAUGAACGUGGCCAAAGGAGCUGUCCAGACUGGCAUGGACACAUCAAAGGCUGUCCUGUCAGGCACCAAAGAUGCCGUGUCCACUGGGGUGACAGGGGCCAUGAACAUGGCCAAGGGCACUGUCCAGACUGGUCUAGACACCACCAAGACUGUCCUGACAGGCACCAAAGACACCGUGUGUACUGGGAUGACUGGUGCCAUGAAUGUGGCCAAAGGAGCUGUCCAGGGAGGUCUGGACACUUCAAAGAGUAUCGUGACUGGCACCAAAGAUGCAGUGUCCACUGGGGUGACAGGGGCCAUGGACAUGGCCAAGGGAACCUUUCAGACUGGUCUGGACACCACCAAGACUGUCCUGACAGGCACCAAAGACACCGUGUGUACUGGCAUGACCAGUGCCAUGAACGUGGCCAAAGGAGCUGUCCAGACUGGCAUGGACACAUCAAAGGCCGUCCUGUCAGGCACCAAAGACACCUUAUCUACUGGGCUCACCGGGGCACUGGGUGUGGCCAAGGGCACGGUCCAGACUGGUCUGGACACCACCAGGACUGUCCUGACAGGCACCAAAGACACCGUGUGUACUGGGAUGACCGGUGCCAUGAAUGUGGCUAAAGGGGCUGUCCAGACUGGCUUGGACACGUCAAAAGCAGUCCUAACUGGUACAAAAGAUACAGUGUCCACUGGGGUGACAGGGGCCAUGAAAAUGGCCAAGGGCACGGUCCAGACUGGUCUGGACACCACCAAGACUGUCCUGACAGGCACUAAAGACACUGUAUGUACUGGGAUGACCGGUGCCAUGAACGUGGCCAAAGGAGCUGUCCAGGGAGGUCUGGACACUUCAAAGACUAUCCUAACUGGCACCAAAGAUGCCGUAUCCACUGGGGUGACAGGGGCCAUGAACAUGGCCAAGGGCACUGUCCAGACUGGUCUGGACACCACCAAGACUGUCCUGGCAGGCACCAAAGACACCAUGUGUACUGGGAUGACUGGUGCCAUGAAUGUGGCCAAAGGAGCUGUCCAGGGAGGUCUGGACACUUCGAAGACUAUCCUAACUGGCACCAAAGACACCCUAUCUACUGGGCUCACUGGGGCAUUGGGUGUAGCCAAGGGCACGGUCCAGACUGGUCUGGACACCACCAAGACAGUCCUGACAGGCACCAAAGAAACAGUUUCCACUGGACUCUCAGGAGCAGGGAGUGUGGCCAAAGGGGCAGUGCAGACCAUCCAGAGUUGGUUACCAGGUACCCAGGAUACCGUCUGGAGUGGACUCACCAGUUACAGUGGCCCAGACAAAGGAGGGAAACAAACCAUCCUGAGACCCCUGGAGGCUCUAUCCUCUGGAGUAGCCAGUGCCCCAGACACCCUGUGUGCAGGCCUGGACCUUGCCAGGGAAGCCACCGCUGUGGCAACAUUCACUCAAGGGGCCUCGCCGGGCAGGGAGGAUGCAGGGCCUGCAGCCACCACAUGUGUCCCCGAAGGAGCCAUGAGCUUUGCAAUGCUCGGGGCUGAGCUGGGGAAACUGGGGGAUAUUUUCUACCCCAUGGAUGCCAAGGAGCAAGCUCAGCUUGCUGCCUCCGAACCUGGGCCAAAGGUACUCACGGCCGACCAGGGCAGCUACUUUGUGCGUCUGGGUGACCUAGCCCCUGGCUUCCGCCAGCGGGCUUUUGAGCAUGCCCUGAGCCACCUGCAGCACCGCCAGUUCCAGGCCAGGGGCGCGCUGGCCCAGCUGGAGGACUCCUUCCAGGUGAUUGAAAAGGCCAAGCAGGCUCCAGAAGACCAGUCAUGGCUGGACCAGAGUCCGAGCAGCAGACUGGAAGAAGGCAUUCCCCAAGAGGUGCCGGACUCCGGGGCUCUGUCCAGGGCCUGCAGCCUCAUCCAGCAGCUCCACGUGGCCUACAGCUCCCUGGCCUCCGGCCUCCAAGGCCUCCCCUCUGAGCUCCAGCAGCAGGUCGGGCGGGCGCGCCACAGCCUCUGUGAGCUCUACAGCCUCGUCUCCUCGGCCAGCUCCGUGGAAGAGCUGCCGGCAGAGCGCCUGGCCCAGAGCCGCGGGGCUGUGUGCCAGGCAUGGCGGGAGCUGGAGCAGCUGCUGGAGAGUGUGCAGCACGGCCCACCGCUCUGUUGGCUGGUGGGGCCCUUUGCCCUGCACCCCACUGGGCAGCAGCUGUAGGUCCCUCCUGCCCACAGAGCCCUCUGCCGAGCCUUCUCUCCAGCCCCCACCAACUCCCUAAAGGCCGGACCCUACAGGCUGGUGCUGCCUGGCACCAGCAGGAGCACCAACUACUGGAGUUCGGCCGUGUGCACACCCAGCUCUGGCCCUACCUAUGCCGUCUACCCUUUCCUCCCAAGGACCCCUGGGCCUUCUCCUGGCCUAGGGGCCCAGGGCUGCUAUGACUGCUGACAGAGGGCCUUUGCCUGAAAGUCUCAACCAAGCACUCCAAUUAGGAAAGAGAAGUGGAAACAUGCCUAGGUCUAGAAGGUUCUCCAUUCAGCAGCCUCCAUUAGGAGCCCCUUUAUCUUUGGGGCACCCCAGUCUGGGUCCAUCCUGGGCUCCUGGAGCUUUGUCCUCACCCCAGAAGCAUACACCCUGGCUCUCAGCAACCAUGUUCUGUUAUACCAGAAAGUACCAGAAUAUUACUGUCACCUGGCGGCAGGCUCCUACCGCCUCUGCUGAUGCCCGGUGUGGCCGAGGGGCUCUGAGUGUGAUGCUGCAGCAGCCACCAACUAUGCCUAUGCACUGGCCCAGCUGGGGGACCAGACUGGGGGGCCCUGCCGCCUCAGCGCAUCCCCCUACCCCGCCCUGCGCUGAUGUUUUGUGGUCCCAAAGGCCCCUGGGCUGAGGCUAAGGAAGGAGAGGGCUUCCCCAUGGGGUGGGAGUGGGGCCCCAAGGGUAAUGAGAUAAAAUAUGCUCAACAUGGUCCCACGCUCAGCCCAGGCUGGAGAAUAGGGGCUAGGACGCCUGCAGCAUCCCCUCCUUCCUGGCCACACUGUCCCCAAACGCCCAGGGAAGCCACGUGAGAUGGAUGGCACGUGGGGAAGCUGAGGUGCUCCCUCACUGGGCUUCACCUGUCCUCCAGCUGGGGAGAACCCUGUCAGGCAAGCCCUGCUUCCUGGAACCAUAUCCCACCUACAACUCCUGCAUUAGGCCACCUCCCUCCCUUAAGGGGACUUGAGGUGCCUUCAUACCACCCUCUUCUCAGAAAUGACUGGGGGCUCCAAGCUCAGGACGAGAGGCCAGCCUUCCCCAAAGGGCUGCUGUUGGCUCCUGGGAGCCAGCGGUGGUGAAACCAGCAGGGGGCGGGGGGGGGGGGCAAGUCAGAAAGCCCCUCAGGCUUGUCCCUCCUCAGUCUCCACCACAGGUGGAGGCGCUGGGCACACAGUCAUUCACACAAACUGAGCACAGUGACUGGAGCUUAUAUCCAGCCAGACCAAACAGGGGAUGCCAGGCCCAGGAAGUGCCACACUGCACCAUGACCUCGGCUGAGAUGGAGGCACUUGGCCAGGGGCAAGGUGGAGGACACACAGUGGACACCACCGUUUAACCAGCAACUGCCGUGUGCAGGUACCUGGCUGGGAGCUGCACACAGGUCUGUCUGCCGACCCUGGGUUCACUUUACAGGUGAGGAAUGAGAAGCUCAGAAUGGGAGUGCCACUUGUCCAAGGUCACAGAGCAAGACCUGCCCCCAACACUCACACCCUCUGAAUGGCAAGGACAACGGCUAGCUCACAGCAACCCCGAAGCCUGAAUGGCUUGAGUGCCCCUGAGCUGCUGCUUCGGGGGCCCCAGAACCACCUGCAGCCUGGGUAGGAACAGGAAUGGGAGCAAGGCUCUGCAAGACUGUCUGGGGUCAAACCACAGCCUCCACUUGAGGAUGCAUUACGUCUGAAAAGGCCUCCCCCCUCCCCUCUCCCCUCUCCUUCACCGUCAGCCCUGCAGGCCCAGACCCAGCAAGGGCAGUGUCAGAGCAUUUGCUGUGAACAGUGACCUUGUGGCUUAAACCCUUUGUCCCUGGACGAGCCCUGGACAGCUGUACCAGCAACACUAGAAAAUCGAGCCAAUAAAAGUGACUUUCAUUAAAAAAA